ACCACUACUUCUACUGAGAGAGAACAUCUACAGGAAGGUGUUCUGGAAAUACUGGAAUACUACACUUCAACCAGCUGCUGAAUCCACAAACUGAACAGACUAAAUGGCUUCCAGAUCAGAGGAGGAUCUCUGCUGUCCGGUCUGUCAAGACAUCUUUAGAGAUCCUGUUGUUCUGUUGUGUAGCCACAGCUUCUGUGAAGACUGUCUGCAGGGCUGGCGGAGACAGAAACAGACACAGGAGUGUCCAGUUUGUAGGAAAAGAUCCUUGUCUAAACCACAUGUUAGCCUGGUGUUGAAGAACCUGUGUGAGGCCUUCUUACAGGAGAGAGAUCAGAGAUCUUCAGAGGCUCUCUGCAGUCUGCACUCUGAGAAACUCAAACUCUUCUGUCUGGACCAUCAGCAGCCGGUGUGUGUUGUCUGCAGAGAUUCAGAAACACACUCCAACCACAGAUUCAGACCCAUCGAUGAAGCUGCACAACAACACAAGAAGGACCUUCAGGAAGCUCUGGAGCCCUUAAAGGACAAGUUAAAUGUUUUUGAACGAGUAAAAGAGGAGUGUGAUAAAACAGCAAAACACAUAAAGGUCCAGGCCCUGCGCACAGAGACUAAGAUUAAGCAGCAGUUUAAGAUGCUUCACCAGUUUCUAGAAAAUGAAGAGGAGGCCAGGAUGGUUGCACUGAGGGAGGAAGAGGAGCAGAAGAGUCGGAGUGUCCUGGGCUCUGAGGGCUUUGACUCAAGGACUCACAGCUGGGAUGUCGAGGUUGGAAACAGUACAUUCUGGGAACUGGGUGUGUUGGCAGAGUCUGUCCAGAGGAAGGAAGACAUUCAGUCUGGAAUAUGGAGCAUAGUGUUCGAAGAAGGUGAAUACUCAACACAGUCACUACCAGAUCCAGAAACCGAUCUCGAGCUGGAGACGCAGCCCCGGAGGAUCCGAGUGACUCUGGACUGGAACGGAGGAAAGCUGUCAUUCUAUGAUCUUUGUACUAACACACACAUACACACCUUCACACACACUUUCACUGAGAGGCUGUUUCCAUUGUUUGACAAUGAGGAGAACGUGUUUGUUUUACCACUGAAGGUCUGUGUGACUGUAGAACAGAUGAAUGAUUAUGGUGGUUAUAAGGAUUAUAAUCAUCACAAUGAUGAUUAUGGUGGUUAUGAAGAUUACGAUGGUAAUGAGGAUGGUGAUGAUGAUGAUGAUGAUUAUGAUGAUUAUGAUUUCAUUAUGGGAUUUUAA
Molecule: messenger RNA, 1237 nt
Organism: Sander lucioperca (pikeperch)
Lineage: Eukaryota; Metazoa; Chordata; Actinopteri; Perciformes; Percidae
Product: zinc-binding protein A33-like
Exons: 3
Coding region: 104-1237 (377 amino acids)
Molecular function (GO): protein binding; zinc ion binding
Source: RefSeq, a predicted model, not a curated record